UUAUUUACAAAUGCCUAUCACGUCUCGUGUAUAUUGAAAUAAAGCAACAAAUUAAAUCGCUAUAAUUACUUAUAGCAGUCAAGUUGUAGGCCUAAUGGCUGAAUGUACGUCAUGAACACUCUUGCAGGUACGAUGCGCCCGGUUUUACUGCAAUCUGCUUUUACUCGACGUUUCCUUAACCAAGGACAGCGUACGAGAUGGAAAGCCCUGAGAAGACAUCAGACAUCUCAUUACAACACUACCGUAUUAAAUUUUUGCUUUAUGGAAGGAUAAAUGGAGAUCUGCACAUUGUUAUGAUGGUGGUUGUAACUCUGCAUAAAUGCAAUCAUACAAAUUUAAGAAGAAGAAGAUAAUACUGCUUCACAAACAUUCAUAAAUGAUGUAUGGAGUUGUUUUACUGCAAAUUUUUAUAAAAAGAGUAGUGAUAUACCAUCAAAUUCUUUACCAGCUAUAGCAAAGUAUAUGGCUGACACUUCCAAAAAUGUGCUUGUGAUGGCUGGAGCUGGCCUUAGCACACACAGUGGAAUUCCAGAUUUCAGAUCUCCUGGAACUGGACUGUAUGAUAACCUCCAGCAGUACAAUCUUCCAUAUCCUGAAGCAAUAUUUGAUUUGGGUUUUUUUGUGAGGGAUCCACGACCAUUUCUUUCAUUGGCGAAAGAGCUUUAUCCUGGCAAAAAGUAUCGGCCAAAUCUUGGACAUUAUCUUGCCCGCUUGAUAAAUGAAAAAGGAAAGCUGCUGAGAAUGUAUACCCAAAAUAUCGACGGUUUGGAAAGAUUGGCUGGUCUGCCUCCAGAGAAAUUGGUUGAAGCACAUGGAGGCUUUUCCUCAGCAUCCUGCAUUUCUUGUUUCAAGGAGCAUGACCCUGAUGAAACGAGAGAAGCUAUCUUCCGAGGGGAAGUAAUUCGCUGCACAAAUGGGAAAUGUAAAGGACUUGUGAAACCUGACAUUGUUUUCUUUGGAGAGGCAUUACCAGACCGUUUCUUCUUGUACCAAGAUGAUGUUCUAUGGGCUGAUCUUCUUAUUGUCAUUGGUACAUCUUUGGAGGUAUACCCAUUUGCAGCAAUUGCCGAUGAAGUGCCACGUGAUGUCCCACGGCUAUUGCUGAAUAGGGAUGUAGUUGGCUCCUUUGGUAUGAGGAAGCAUGACACUAUCGUAACAUGUGACAUUAUUGAAGGGGUUACAAGACUUGCCAAGGAACUUGGUUGGCAUGAGGAGCUGAUGGAACUGUAUGCCAAACAUGAGCCAUGCAUGUGAAAAUGGUCACUGAGUUAAUUUAGAGUGGCAUCAUUAGUUGCAGGUACAAAAUGUAAUAUUGAAUAUAUCCAGCAGGCAGUUUCCCGUUUGCUGCUCAUGUAGUUGUUGGCAAUAUCAUGUUGCUGAGUUAUGUUAGAACAUACUAAAGUUGUAUUUUAGUAUGUUAAAUACAACAUAUUGUAAUACAUGUGAGUUUUGUGUAAAACAGAAUGAUUUAUAACUUGAGUUCCUGAAAUUAUACUUUGUCCAUCACAGAUAUCUUGCGGAAUCUGUGCUAAAAUUUGUUAGUGAUUUGGUACAUUUACACAAUUUUGCCAUAGUACAUAAAGAGUGUAUUUCAUACAUUUGUAUUUCCUUUAAGGCUGUAUUUGAUCCCUGAUAUUUUGUGUGACAUUUGUGGUAUUUUUAAAUUCUUCUCGUGCACUUAUAUAAAUCUUAAGAAGUAGAGGGACACUCUAACCGCAAAAUAAAAACAGUAAAGUAAAUAAAGAAUUUUUUGUACUAUUAUUGUUGUGCUUUAUCUCAGAUGUGUAACAAAAAUAGUAAUGUAAAUAGUAUGUAUGUAUCGAGCUUGUCAUUGUGAAACCAAUAAAAAUAUUGGUAAAGCUAUAAGCAUACAAUACUGCGAGUCAAGUUUACAGUGUUACUGCCUUUAAAUAAAUGUGCCUCAUCUAAAGACGUGUAUGAAAGUACUGUAGACUGGUAAAUAAAAAUGAAAUAUGUUUUAAA
Molecule: messenger RNA, 1983 nt
Organism: Schistocerca gregaria
Lineage: Eukaryota; Metazoa; Arthropoda; Insecta; Orthoptera; Acrididae
Product: NAD-dependent protein deacetylase sirtuin-3-like
Exons: 7
Coding region: 463-1254 (263 amino acids)
Molecular function (GO): histone deacetylase activity, NAD-dependent; NAD+ binding
Source: RefSeq, a predicted model, not a curated record